Molecule: messenger RNA, 1639 nt
Organism: Symsagittifera roscoffensis
Lineage: Eukaryota; Metazoa; Xenacoelomorpha; Acoela; Convolutidae
Product: zinc finger protein 771-like
Exons: 3
Coding region: 149-1462 (437 amino acids)
Biological process (GO): regulation of transcription by RNA polymerase II
Molecular function (GO): RNA polymerase II cis-regulatory region sequence-specific DNA binding; DNA-binding transcription factor activity, RNA polymerase II-specific
Source: RefSeq, a predicted model, not a curated record
UGUGAUAAACUUAUUAAAUAGACCGGAUGAUGAAGAUCUAGAUGACUUUUUGGGCUACUUCUUCCAAAGACCAUCUCCGAACAAGUUUAGCUCGAGGUUUGCCAAGAUUCGCCUCUCUGCUCAAAUUUUCAUUUUCCAUGAGGUGAAAAUGAAGUUUGAAGAGUUCGAUAAGAACGAAGAUUUGGAGCGUGUUUGCUUUGAAAAGGAGCUUGAAGAGAUGGGCUCUACAAGCAGGCGACGUGGGAGUCAACAGAACAGAUCUUCACAAGCGCAGAUGAGUGGGGCUACUCAUGAAUGCAACGUGUGUGGCAAGAUCUUUCAAAGAAUGGCAACAUUGGAAAUACACAUGCGAACUCACACAGGAGAGAAACCAUUUGCAUGUGGAAUGUGUGAGAAGAAAUUUAGUCAAGUAAGUAGUCUUCGAUUGCACGAAAGAACCCACACUGGAGAGAAACCAUUUGCUUGUGUCUUGUGCGAUAAGAAAUUCAGUCAACUAGGUAGUCUUAGAGUACACUUAAGAGUGCACACUGGCGAGCGACCUUAUUCGUGUGGUACAUGUGGAGAAACGUUUGCCCUACUUCAAUAUCUGCAUCGACACAGGGAUACCCAUAGUGGAGAAAAGCAAUUCGCAUGUGAUGAUUGUGGCAAACGAUUCUUUAGGAGAAGUGACCUUGAACGACAUAUGCGAACCCACACAGGAGAGAAAUCAGUUGCAUGUGGAAUAUGUGAGAAGAAAUUCAGUCAACAAAGUAGUCUUAGAGUACAUUUAAGAGUGCACACUGGCGAGCGACCUUAUUCGUGUGGUACAUGUGGAGAAAGAUAUAUAUCAAGUUCAAGUCUCAGGAAACACAGGAGAGAUGUUCACUUUGAUGAUGAGAGUGGAGGAGGGAAGGCAAAGAAAUUCGCAUGUGAUGUUUGUGGGCGAAGAUUUGCGUGGAGAAGUUGUCUUGAGAGACAUCAGCGCAUUCACACUGCAGAGAGGCCUUACUCAUGUGAACAAUGUGGCAAGAGCUUCGCUCAGUCAGGUACUCUUAAUGCACACAUGCAUACUCACACUGGCGUGAAGCCAUUCCAAUGUCACAUCUGCCAGCGCACAUUUGCUCAAUCCGGAACUCUACGAAACCACUUGUUAGGAAUUCACAAAGAAAGCAUCAAGUCCGAGAAUAAACCAUUCACGAUGAGGCAUCGCCACGAAGCAGGCUUAACACAGCUUGUUCCAUGCUCCUCGCGGGAGGCGGCCUUUACCGCUGAGUCUGUUUGCGUAGAAGAGUCGCCAUUGCACAUUCCAAAACUAGAACCGGGUUUCCAAAUCAAUCCGAUCGUAUCAAUCGAGCAAACCGAACUCCAAAACAACCUGCCUUGUUCAAUAAAUACUACAAAAACCGAAAGUUAUCACGAUAUAGUCGUUGACUCGGUCACCUCUAUUGCCGAAAAAGAAUAUCCAGUCAAAUCGGAAAUAUAGAAGUCAUAGCUUGCUUGCAAGCUGUUUGACCUAUAAACUCAGCAACUAUUUCCAAUAUAGUUUCAGUAACUGCUUUUGUGUUGUAUUUUUGUUGUCAAGUUCGAGUUGGAAAACUGAAUCUCUGACGUUGAUAUUUUUAUAUUGCCGCAAAUUUUUAUUAAAGUAAUUUUAUUUUCA